Erythranthe guttata (spotted monkey flower) is the source of this 1166-nucleotide messenger RNA. RefSeq names its product ascorbate peroxidase 6 (gene APX6). Gene Ontology annotation, molecular function: peroxidase activity; heme binding. The record is from RefSeq and is a predicted model, not a curated record. Gene Ontology annotation, biological process: cellular response to oxidative stress; response to reactive oxygen species; hydrogen peroxide catabolic process. NCBI's taxonomy places the organism in Eukaryota, Viridiplantae, Streptophyta, Magnoliopsida, Lamiales, Phrymaceae.
GGUAAGAAAUUAAGAAUCAUUCACCAAAAAUCAACCGACAACUGUUCUCACUUCUCAGCUGCUUACUCUACUCAGCAAAGAUGAGGAGCACCACUGCCGCCGUCGAUCCCUCGUUUCUCGGUUCCGCCACCUCCUUCUCCGCCGCUUGGGGCCACAAGUUCCCCGUCAUAAACCUACAGCCGGUCAAAUUAGUAGGGAAGAGGCUCACAGUAGCCUGUGCUACUCCACCGUCUUCAUUUGGGAGGCGAGCUCUGAUUUAUAUAGCGACGACGUCGUUUCUCAUGCCCUCUCCCAGUUUUGCCUCUGCUACUGAUGAAAAUGCUCUGUUACAAGAAGAGAUCGGUAAGGUAUUGUCCAAAGGCAGGGCUGCCGGUUUACUUCGUUUAGUUUUUCACGAUGCUGGCACUUUUGACGACGGUGAUAAAACAGGUGGUAUGAAUGGAUCGAUAAUUUACGAACUUGACAGGCCUGAGAACAGGGGUCUUGAGAAGUCACUGAAGAUUCUGGAGAAAGCAAAAGUACAAGUGGAUGCGGUACAACCAGUAUCGUGGGCGGAUUUGAUUGCCAUGGCUGGAGCGGAAGCUGUUUCAAUAUGUGGAGGUCCAAAGAUCCCUGUUCAACUCGGAAGAUUAGAUGCAACGGUGCCUGAUCCUGUUGGGAAGCUUCCGGAAGAAACACUCGUUGCAGCUACCAUGAAGCAAGUUUUUCAAAAGAAAGGCUUCUCAACACAGGAACUGGUUGCAUUAUCGGGAGCUCAUACACUAGGAACCAAAGGCUUCGGAAGUCCGACAGUCUUUGACAAUUCUUACUACAAAAUUCUUCUAGAGAAGCCAUGGUCAGCUUCAGGUGGGAUGUCUGAUAUGAUUGGCCUUCCUUCGGAUCGAUCACUUGGUGAGGAUGAUGAAUGCAUCAAGUGGAUAUCAAAGUAUGCGGAUGACCAGAAUCUGUUUUUUGAAGAUUUUAAGAAUGUCUAUGUUAAACUUGUCAAUAGUGGUGCCAAGUGGAGAUCUAUGUGAUUCAUGGAAAGCAUCGGUCGUCGCUCGUGUUAAAAACAUGGUACUAUGGUCCAUUCUAAAUAAUUCGGAUAUAUGUCCAAAACCUCGUGGCCUAUUUCUUUCACUGUAUUUUUUCUCUCAUUCAUAAUAAGGGAAAUUUAUGACCAUCUA